GGAAGCAUUUACUGCACAGGUGAAAGUUGUUGCUGUUGAUGCAAAGCUGAAUGUCUUUUAUGAAGACAGUGUGCAUUUUGACAGAGACCUUCCAGAAUUUGGGACUCAGGGCGGUGUUCAUGUGCACCAGGAUGGGGUGACGGUCACUUCUCCAGUCCUGAUGUGGGUCCAGGCUCUAGACAUCAUCUUGGAGAAGAUGAAGGCUUCAGGCUUCGACUUCUCUCAAGUCCUAGCCUUGUCCGGGGCAGGCCAGCAACAUGGGAGUAUAUACUGGAAGGCCGGGGCCAGUCGGGUGCUGACAAGCCUAUCACCAGACCUUCCACUACACCAGCAGCUGCAGGCCUGUUUCUCCAUCAGCGACUGCCCAGUGUGGAUGGACUCCAGCACCACCACCCAGUGCCGCCGGCUGGAGGCUGCCAUAGGCGGGGCCCAGGCUCUCAGCUGCCUCACAGGGUCUCGCGCCUAUGAGCGUUUUACAGGAAACCAAAUCGCAAAGAUUUACCAGCAGAACACCGAGGCCUACUCACACACGGAGAGAAUUUCUUUGGUCAGUAGCUUUGCUGCUUCCCUGUUCCUUGGCGCAUACUCCCCGAUUGACUACAGUGAUGGUUCUGGAAUGAAUUUGUUGCAGAUACAGGACAAAGUCUGGUCCCAGGCUUGCCUUGGUGCCUGUGCCCCUCAUUUAGAGGAGAAGCUUGGCCCCCCAGUACCGUCAUGCUCAGUGGUGGGAGCUGUUUCUUCCUACCACGUCCAGCGCUAUGGAUUUCCUCCAGGAUGCAAAGUGGUGGCCUUUACUGGGGAUAACCCAGCAUCGCUGGCAGGCAUGAGGCUGGAGGAAGGUGACAUUGCGGUCAGCCUGGGCACCAGCGACACCCUGUUCCUGUGGCUCCAGGAGCCCACACCUGCCCUGGAAGGCCAUAUCUUCUGCAGCCCGGUUGACGCCCAGCACUACAUGGCACUACUGUGCUUUAAAAAUGGCUCCCUCAUGAGAGAGAAGAUCCGCGAUGAGUGUGCUUCCUGUUCCUGGAGCCAGUUCUCGAAGGCACUGCGGUCCACAGAGAUGGGGAACGGCGGAAACCUGGGUUUUUAUUUUGAUGUAAUGGAGAUCACCCCUGAGAUUAUUGGGCGUCAUAGGUUUAAUGCAGAAAACCACAGGGUCUCAGCAUUCCCCAAGGACGUGGAGGUUCGAGCACUGAUCGAAGGACAAUUCAUGGCCAAGAGGAUUCACGCAGAAGGCCUGGGCUAUCGAGUCAUGCCCAAGACAAAGAUUUUGGCCACUGGAGGAGCGUCCCACAAUAGAGACAUCUUACAGGUGCUUGCAGAUGUGUUUGGUGCCCCCGUGUAUGUCAUAGACACAGCCAACUCAGCUUGUGUGGGCUCUGCAUACCGAGCUUUUCAUGGCCUUGCAGGUGGGACAGAUGUGCCCUUUUCAGAGGUUGUGAAGUUAGCCUCAAAUCCCACACUAGCUGCUACCCCAAGCCCGGGAGCUUCUCAGGUCUACGAGGCCCUCCUACCCCAGUACGCCAAACUGGAGCAGAGACUCUUGUCCCAGGCCCAGGAGCCUCCAGAGUGAAUGCUACAGGUCCAGGCACCCCUGUUGCUCCUGCCUGCCCGACCCACUGGUCCCCCUUGAGACAUGGCUCCGGACAGCAGGGAUCCUCUUCCCUGUUUUGGGCAGCUCUGCCUGCCCAUGCUGACUCCUUGGAGUGCUCCAGCCCUGUCCAGGGCCACCUUGAAGCCAGCCUCAGCAUAUCUUCCUGAAGAUAGAUGGGCCCUUGAGCCCCAGGGCAGGAAAGCGUCUCUCCUUUUCUUUUAUUCUAGGAGGCAGGAUAACACUGAGUCUGGGAUAUGUCCAAUAAAAACUAUGAUUUUCCCCUUGCAAAGGCAGAAUUAAAGCUAAUCUAGGGACCUAAAUCAGCAGAGUGGGGGAGGCAAAACUGCUCCCUACCCCCUAACUUCAGCCUAUCCCUGUCUUCAGCCCUGACUCUCUGCCCACUCCUCCCCAAACCAUGACCCAUAGCCAGCUUCACUCCUUACCUUGACCCUGAUGUCCAUCCUCUCCCCCAGCCCAGACCCCACAGCCUUUGCUCUCCCACCCCUUUACGCUCCCAGCAACUCCCACCCUCCUUGGCUCAGCUGUCUGAGGUGCCUCCCUGGGCCCUCUUGUCUGCCCCAUUCUCAGCUCUCCAUGCUGCCCCCUUCUCUCCUUCAGCAUCUGCUCUCGCUCUCUCCUUGA
Propithecus coquereli (Coquerel's sifaka) is the source of this 2236-nucleotide messenger RNA. RefSeq names its product xylulokinase homolog (H. influenzae) (gene XYLB). Gene Ontology annotation, molecular function: D-xylulokinase activity. Gene Ontology annotation, biological process: D-xylose metabolic process; xylulose metabolic process. The coding region runs from base 161 to 1573 and encodes 470 amino acids. Gene Ontology annotation, cellular component: cytosol. The transcript is spliced from 19 exons. The record is from RefSeq and is a predicted model, not a curated record. NCBI's taxonomy places the organism in Eukaryota, Metazoa, Chordata, Mammalia, Primates, Indriidae.